GCACGGUCGGGACUGCCGCUUAAAAUCUGCAGAGAAGAACUGGCCCUUCCAAGUUGCCUCGACUCCCACCAGAAAUUAUACAGCUUGCGUUCACUUCUAGAAGAACGGAAAACCCAACGAUUUGAGCUAAGUCCUUGGCCUUUAGCCGUGAAGCGCUCCUCAAGUUCUUUUCACGUAGAAGCUGCAGUGAAGUUUUGAAAAAUGAAGCAGUUGAAAAGAAAAAGGAAAAGCAAUUUUAGCGUUCAAGAAACUCAGACUCUUUUGAAAGAAAUUACCAAAAGGAAAGAGGUCAUUUUUUCCAAGCAGCUCAACACAACAAUAAACGUGAUGAAGCGCAUGGCUUGGGAGGAGAUUGCGCAGUGCGUGAAUGCGGUCGGGGAAGGAGAACAGAGGACCGGGACGGAGGUGAAGCGCCGGUACCUGGACUGGCGAGCGCUCAUGAAGAGAAAGAGGAUGAAGGCGAACAUUAAGCUGGUCGGGGCAGGAUUUCCCCUUCCCACGUCAGACCUGGAUGACUCCCUCACUGAGGAGAUAGAUGAGAAGAUUGGCUUUCGAAAUGACGCGAAUUUUGACUGGCAGAAUGUGACAGACUUCAGGGACGCGGGUGGAUCCUUAACAGAGGUCAAAGUGGAAGAGGAAGAAAGAGAUCCGCAGAGUCCUGAGUUUGAGAUAGAGGAGGAAGAAGAAAUGUUGUCGUCCGUCAUACCAGAUUCCAGGAGGGAGACCGAGCUCCCCGAUUUCCCCCACAUUGAUGAGUUUUUCACGCUGAACGCCACGCCAUCGCGACCCGCCUACGACGAGCCCCAUUUGCUCGUGAACAUAGAGAAGCAGAAGUUAGAGCUGGAGAAGCGCCGCCUGGAUAUCGAGGCCGAGAGGCUGCAGGUGGAGAAGGAGCGGCUGCAGAUCGAGAAGGAGCGGCUGCGGCACCUGGACGUGGAGCACGAGCGGCUGCAGCUGGAGAAGGAGCGGCUGCAGAUCGAGAGGGAGAAGCUGCGCCUGCAGAUCGUGGGCUCCGAGAAACCGUCCCUGGAGAGCGAACUGGGCCCCGGCGACAAGGCUUUACUGCAGCCGCAGGACAUAGAAGCAGAGAAACUAAAACUUGAACGGGAACGCUUGCAGCUGGAAAAAGAUAGGCUGCAGUUUUUGAAGUUCGAAUCUGAGAAACUACAGAUCGAAAAGGAACGCAUGCAAGUAGAGAAAGAGAGACUUCGAAUUCAGAAAGAGGGACACUUGCAGUGAAUUGUUUUUUGUUUUUUUUUUUUUAGGUCUCUAGUGAAUGUUUAUAUAAACUAGCUUUUUCUCCUAUCAGAUGACGUAAAGGUAGUUGCUGGAUUAGUGGUGUUUUCCUAACGUCGGUGUUCUCAACACAUAAAGGUAGCUAUGUGUGGGUAGCUGUGUGAUUAAGUAGCGUGCUGUAUAACAGCUCUGCCCCGAUACAAGCAGAGGGGCAGAAUUACUGUGCUAGACUCUUCCCAUUAGUAACACUAUAUAGUCUUGUAUCAUCCGUGUACCCAGAGUUCACAGUUAUGUCUGUAUAAAAUCCUAGUCCAGUUUGGGUGAUUCCGGCUGCAGGAAGAUAGCAGACAGUGUCUGCAGAGACGUUUUUGGUUGUC
This is a messenger RNA of Octodon degus (degu), 1613 nucleotides long. RefSeq names its product Myb/SANT DNA binding domain containing 4 with coiled-coils (gene Msantd4). The coding region runs from base 202 to 1239 and encodes 345 amino acids. The transcript has 3 exons. NCBI's taxonomy places the organism in Eukaryota, Metazoa, Chordata, Mammalia, Rodentia, Octodontidae. The record is from RefSeq and is a predicted model, not a curated record.